This is a messenger RNA of Mycena indigotica, 636 nucleotides long. Its product is annotated as ABM domain-containing protein. The coding region runs from base 1 to 636 and encodes 211 amino acids. The record is from RefSeq and is a predicted model, not a curated record. The transcript has a single exon. NCBI's taxonomy places the organism in Eukaryota, Fungi, Basidiomycota, Agaricomycetes, Agaricales, Mycenaceae.
AUGAGCCCUAAUUGUUUAGUAUCUCUUGCCCUUUCCGUCCCCCUCAUCGCCAAAAGCGACAAGCACGACGACGUCGUUGCUUUCCUCAAGAAAGGCGCCGAGCUUGUAGUCUCAGGCGAGCCGGAGACAAUCCAGUGGUAUGGCGUCAAGUUUACCGACUCGGACACCUUCGCCGUAAUCGAUGCCUUCCGCAACGACGCUGGCCGGGAGGCCCAUCUCGCUGGCCAAGUUGCAGGGGCCCUCAAUGCCAACGCCGCCACACUCCUGGCCUCCGACCCGCAGAUCGCCAAAGCGGCCAUUAUCGCAAACAAGGUGGACCCGUUGAAACCCGCGACGAUUGGCGUCCGGGUACUCCUCACGCCCAAGCCCGGCCAGACCAAUGCAUUGCGCGACUUCCUCGCAGGCGAUGCGGAAAGGGCGCUUGUAGAGGAGGAGGACUUCAUGCCGCUCUGGUAUGCGGUCGAGUUCCCUGCCGACAAGUUUGCCAUUAUCGAGUUCUUUGAGGACGAGGCGGCACGCGGAAAGCAUCUCGCUGGGAAAGUCCGUGCAGCCUUGUUCGCCAAUGCGGACAAGCUCCUUGGUGCUGCACCAGAGAUAGCACGCUUCGAAGUUAUUGCCUCUAGCGUUAAGUUUUAG